Molecule: messenger RNA, 858 nt
Organism: Lathyrus sativus (Indian pea)
Lineage: Eukaryota; Viridiplantae; Streptophyta; Magnoliopsida; Fabales; Fabaceae
Source: the annotation of a GenBank genome assembly
AUGGGUCCAAAGAAAUGGUUUAAGGCAAUACUCAGAAGGAAGAAACAUAAGGAAGAUAAAUCCAAACAAGAAAAGGUGCAAUCUACUGGUGAAAUAUCAAAUGAAUCUUGUAAUGGGAAGCAAAGCCCUCAUGAAGAGUCGAGUAGUACUCCGAAUGAAGGCUUGAUGAUGGACAGGACAGUUCCAUCCAGGUUGAUUGACAAUAUUGCUGCUACUAGGAUUCAAAAUGCAUUUCGUUCAUUUAUGGCAAGAAGAACAUUUCAAAAUCUAAGAGGAGCAGAGAAUUUUGAAGCUUUAAUUCAAGAUCACAUGGCAAGAGAGCAAACAUCAACUACACUUAACUAUAUACAUUCAUGGAGCAGAAUACAAGAUCAAAUUCGAGCUCGCAGAAUCUGUAUGAUAACAGCAGCCAGGAUUAAGCAAAGGAGAUUGGAAAGCCAGUUAAAAAUUGAUGCUAAGAUUAAUGAGCUCGAGAUGGACUGGUGCAGUGGUUCUGAAACAAUGGAAGAGAUAGUUUCUAAGAUACAUCAGCGAGAAGAAGCAGCAAUUAAACGAGAGCGAGCCUUGGCAUAUGCUUUCUCGCAUCAGUGGAGGCCAAACUGUAACCAGUAUUUUGGCCAGGCUUCUUAUAGCCUUAGUAAAGAAAGCUGGGGUUGGAGCUGGAUGGAGCGUUGGGUUGCAGCGCGUCCAUGGGAAGUUCGGGUUCAAGUUCAGUCUCCUCAAACAAAGAAACUCAACGGCCAGCAACAGAAAACCAAAGUAGAUAAGAUGAACCACAAUGAGACAAAAUCACCAUUGGCUAAAGCCUCCCUGUCAAAUGGGAAGGAGGCUGAGAAAGGAAAGAAAAACAAAGCAUAA